This is a messenger RNA of Cherax quadricarinatus, 948 nucleotides long. Lineage: Eukaryota; Metazoa; Arthropoda; Malacostraca; Decapoda; Parastacidae. The record is from RefSeq and is a predicted model, not a curated record.
UUGGAGGUGACGGACGAAGUCAUCGGGAACAACGAGACCUCAGACAGAGGGAUAAGAAAGGAAGACAGAACAGUACGAGGUGGUGGAAGGAAGGCCUGAGGUGCCAUGCCACUUAACACCAACGUGACGGUCAAGGCCGUCAGCGCCCCCUGGAGGAGGUCAGCACCAACCGAGGAGUCGGCGAGGCUGGCCAAUUUCACUCUGGGUACUCUCUACAACGACUCGGGGGGUAUUGGGGAUCUCUCGUGGGCCGAGGGUUACAACGAUACCCUCCACGACUACCCCACUGCUCUCAACCUCACCUCAGCCAACGACACCGCACCACACCACCCCAGGAUUAUUUACUGCACUGAAUGGCCUGGGGCAAGCCUCACUCUCUUCCAGGUGGCCAAUUUCUUCUGCUUGCUGGCGUUCCUGGUGCCGCACAACUUCCGCAUGUCUGCGCUGGUGAUGCGGGCGGUGCUGUGCGUGGGUGUGCUGCUCUUCACAUUGUGGGCGGGAUUGGAUAUCUGUGCCGUGGACAUCCUAGCCUGGAACCUCAGCUUCCUGCUGGUGAACACGGGCCAUGUUCUCUACCUCACCUACACCGUGUGGCCACCUCGAGUCCAGAAGGACCUGGUUGACCUCUACGAUAAGGUCUUCAGACCUCUAAAGGUGAACCGGCAGAAUUUCCGUCACUUGGUACGGGAGGCGUCGUUGGUAUGGCUAGAACCUGGAGAGACGUACGCUAUCGAAGACGUAACCCCUGCUGACGAGCGCUUCUCCAUCCUCGUCUCCGGCAAGCUGCGGGUGACCUGCGACUCCACACACCUGCACUACAUCCUGCCCAACCAGUUCAUCGACUCACCAGAGUGGGAGGCUUGUGCUGAUGACUCCGACGAGCUCUUCCAGGUGUCUGAUGCUGUAUAUAGUGAGUGUCUGUACAAACAGGUGACGAUCGUGGCCUAG